AUGCCACUCUACUCAAAGUUUCUGAAGGAUAUGCUAACCAAGAAGAGAAAAUAUAUCCAUAGUGAUAAUAUUGUGGUGGAAGGAAAUUGCAGUGUUGUGAGUCAAAGAAUCCUUCCACCUAAAUACAAGGAUCCAGGGAGUGUCACAAUCUCUUGCUCUUUUGGUGCAGUGUCAGUUGGAAAAGCUCUCAUUGACUUGGGGGCCAGCAUAAAUUUGAUGUCAUUAUCCAUGUGUAGGAGGAUUGGAGAAUUGGAGAUUAUGCAAACUAGAAUGACACUACAGCUGGUAGACAUAUCGAUUACAAGGCCAUAUGGAGUGAUUGAAAAUGUUUUGGUCAAGGUGCAGCACUUUACCUUCCCUGCGGAUUUUGUUGUCAUGGACAUUGAAGAGGAUUAUGAAAUCCCUUUAAUUUUGGGUCGUCCCUUCAUGUUAACCGCCAAUUGUUUGGUGCAUAUAGGGAAAGGUAAAAUGGAAAUGGGUGUAGAUGAUCAAAAGAUCAAAUUUGAUUUGUUUGAUGCAGAAAAGCACUUACUUGAUCGGAACAUCUGUUCUAAGAUGGAGAAAAUUAAGAAAGAGAUGGUUCUGAUGGCCAGAGCCAAGCUUGCUCCAGACCCAUAA
Glycine soja is the source of this 618-nucleotide messenger RNA. RefSeq lists its product as uncharacterized. The transcript has a single exon. Gene Ontology annotation, biological process: proteolysis. Gene Ontology annotation, molecular function: aspartic-type endopeptidase activity. The coding region runs from base 1 to 618 and encodes 205 amino acids. The record is from RefSeq and is a predicted model, not a curated record. Lineage: Eukaryota; Viridiplantae; Streptophyta; Magnoliopsida; Fabales; Fabaceae.